AUGUUAAAACCUAAAAUGAUAGAAAACGAAAAAAACUUCUGCUGUUAAAAUAAACACAUGUAACCAAUUCAUUUGGCUGUGCUGGAUCCAAAUUUAGACAAGAAAGAAAGACUAUUAUGCAAUUUAUGUAUGGAAAGCUUUGAAUCAGAGGCCAAGACUAUAGGAUUAAAAAAAAUAAUCUAAAUUAUUGAAGAUGGUAUCCAGAAAAAGUUAAACAAUUUAGAAAGUAUUACUUCAGAAAUAAUUCAAAAAUUACAAACCUGCAAAACAAAUACAUAAGAAUUAAGAACACAUAUCAUGAUAAUAUUUGAUUCAUUAACGAGAAUAAUUGAAGGUUGGAUUUAAAAUUUAUUGACAUAAAGAGAAUAAUUCUAAUAAUACAGUUUCUAUGAUGAAUUAGAUAACUUUAUUAAAAACAAGGAUAUUAUUUAUGAUUCUAGUUUAAAACUCAUUAAUUAUAUUAAUGCAUCUUGGAUAACUAAGCUAUGUAAUAACUUAAAUUAUUACAAUCAAGAUAAAAAUAGGCUAAGCUUUAAAGAAAUAAAAUAACAAAUUAUCAACAUCAACUAAUUAAAUUUUUCAUAACACAAAAAUGAAAUAACAUUAAAAUUAAUUGAUUAAUCUGUUAAGUAAAAUGAAUAAUGCAAUGCGAUAGCUUUUGAUUAAUUUGGAUCGAUUAUUGUAUCAACCUAAUAGAAUGAUAUUAAGGUAUGGAGUUUUCUAAAUGGAAAAUUCAAAUUAAUAAAAACAUUGUAAGGGCACACUUGUUAGAUUUAAUGUUUAGUUUACAGUAAAAAAUAGAAUUUUUUUAUUUCAGGCUCUUAAGACAAAACAUUGAGAUGCUGGCAAUAAUUGAACAACAAUGAUUGGUUUUGUUCAGAACCUUAUUAAUAACAUACAGAUGUUGUUAUGUGUAUUAUAUUGAAUUUAAAUGAAGAUUUACUUUUUUCUGGAAGUUUUGACAAAUCAAUUAAAGUUUGGAAGGUUGAGUUUAAUAAAAGUAAAUUGACAUUUCUGUAUUCUUUGGAUAAACAUAAUAAUUCUGUUUUAUCAUUAAGUUUAAAUUAAUCAGAAAAUUAAUUGGUUUCAUUUGCAUAAGGAUAGAAUUAAAUAAUUAUUUGGGAAAAGCAAAGAGUAAAAGAUAAAUUUGAAUUUAAAUAUUUUGUUAAAUAAUCAAUUUAAGACUGUGGUUCAAAAGUUCAUUUUAUUAAAGAGAAUUAAUUUAUUUGGAUAACUGGUGAAUAGCAAAUAGAUAAAUUUUAUGUAUUUGAAUUAAAACAUGAAGUCUUUAAAGAAAAUUAGGAAAAGACAAUUCAAUUAAUUGCAAAUAAUCGAACCAAUGAUGAAUAUCGUUUUCCAAUUAUUUAUAAUAAGGAUCGCAAUUUAAUAGUAGUAAGACAUAAGUCAUAUAUUUAUAUCAUUAGAGAAAUUAAUGAUGGUAAGUAUAAAAUUGAUGAAUAAUUGAAUUGUGAAGCAUAUGGUAUAUAUGGAACAAUUACAAACAAUGGACAAUAUUUGGUGUAUUGGAAUAGGAAAAAUUAAGCAUAUUCAACAUAUGAAUUAUUAAAUAAAUGA
This is a messenger RNA of Paramecium octaurelia, 1575 nucleotides long. The record is from the annotation of a GenBank genome assembly. NCBI's taxonomy places the organism in Eukaryota, Ciliophora, Oligohymenophorea, Peniculida, Parameciidae.